Molecule: messenger RNA, 3486 nt
Organism: Ilyonectria robusta
Lineage: Eukaryota; Fungi; Ascomycota; Sordariomycetes; Hypocreales; Nectriaceae
Product: P-loop containing nucleoside triphosphate hydrolase protein
Exons: 4
Coding region: 1-3486 (1161 amino acids)
Biological process (GO): double-strand break repair via homologous recombination
Cellular component (GO): site of double-strand break; Smc5-Smc6 complex; nucleus
Molecular function (GO): single-stranded DNA binding; damaged DNA binding
Source: RefSeq, a predicted model, not a curated record
AUGGCGCCCAUGAAACGGCCAAGACGAGCCGUGGAAGACGACGACGAAGGGAACGUUGUCGAUGUCCGCGAAGGCCGCUCCAAUUUUCGGCCAGAGGAAGCUAGGAAACGUGUCCGAGUCUCUAUCGACGACCAGACAAAGGAACAGACACCACAGCGCGAGGAGUCACAAGACUCUGAGAGCGACGAUGAAGCCGACCGCGAUCGCCCAGAAUCCCCUCCUCAGACCCAGUACGAGCUCAUGCGAGAUGCCGGCUUCAAGCAUCUGGCCAAUACCGACUUGGACGACCAACUGGCCACGCAGAAGCUCAUGCGCCGGCCGACGAAUCUCGGCAACAACAUGGUAUCAGAAGGUGGUAUUAUUGAGAGCAUCACAUGUUGCAACUUCAUGUGUCAUACGAAGCUGCAUGUCGAGCUGGGUCCCCUUAUCAACUUCAUCGUCGGCGAGAACGGAAGCGGCAAGAGUGCUGUGCUGACAGCCCUGACCCUUUGUCUCGGUGGCAAAGCCAGCGACACCAACCGCGGAGGAAGCCUGAAGUCAUUUGUCAAAGAGGGCUGCGACCAAGGCAGCCUUAUUGUCAAGAUAAAGAACGCCGGCUCUGACGCUUAUAUGCCUGAAGUCUAUGGCGAUUCGAUCAUCGUCGAGCGUCACUUCUCCAAGACUGGCGCCAGCGGAUUCAAGGUCAAGAGCUCCAUGGGUCGAAUCGUUUCGACAAAGAAACAAGAGGUGGACGAAAUUUCCGAGUGGUACGGGUUGCAGAUUGGCAACCCCCUCACGGUCCUGUCCCAAGACAACGCGCGUCAGUUCCUUAACUCGGCAACUCCAGCUCAGAAAUACAAAUACUUCGUCUCCGGCGUUCAGCUGGAACAGUUAGACAAUGACUACAAGAUGUCACAAGAUACACUCGACAAGACCCUCAUGCUCAGAGACGACCUAACGAGUAAGAUUGGACACGUCAAAAAGCAAAUGGACGAUGCCCAGCGGCUUGCCGAGACAGCGCAGAAGAACCAGAGCCUCCGCGAGAAGGCUAGGCACUACAGAAACCAACUGGUCUGGUCUCAGGUGGUGGAGCAGGAGAGGUUGCUCAAUGAGCGCAACGGUGCCAUUGCAAAACGUGACAGAGCAAUCGCUGACGCUGAGCAAUAUUGCGAGGAAUUGGGCCAAACUCUUACCACGACCGAAGAAAAGCUGGCGAGAGUCAGACAAGCGCGGGAAGAUCUGGAAACAGACCGAGGAGCCUUCGAGGAGAGGAUCAACGAGGCUGAGGCGGCCUUCCACGCUGCCAGGAAGGAGGUUACCGACUUGCACCGGGAGGAACGAGAUGCGCAUGGGCGCCUGAAAACCGUCAAGGAGGACAUUAAAUCCUGUGAAGCCAAGAUCAGGGAAGAAGAGCAGCGUUUAGGCGAGUCGACUGGAUCUGCCCGUGUGGAGAAGGAUGCCGAGCUAGCCAAAGCAACUGCCAAAGAAAAGGCCCUCGAAGAUCAGAUCAACGAAAGCACUCAGCAGGUGCCGAGUCUUCAGGCCAAGCUAGUGGAAGCUGAGGCAACCUCCAGGAGACACCAACACGCCAAGGACACCAAGCGCAAGGAAAUCCUAGCUGCAGAACAACAAGUCAGGGAACUCGAGUCAAGAACUGGUUCUGCGUACGAUGGGUUCGACAGGGACAUGGUCAACCUCGUCAAGGCGGUCGAGAGUGAGGGAGGAUUUGAACAGAAACCCAUCGGACCCAUCGGCGCUCACGUCCGGCUUUCGAAGCCGGAAUGGUCUGGUAUUCUCGAGAAGACGCUCGGAGACGCACUGAAUGCGUUUAUUGUGAGAAGCAAGUCCGACCAGUCAAGGCUUUCGAACAUGAUGCGCAAGGUUGGGUUGAGGAGGCCUCCUCCAAUCUAUAUUGCAUAUGCAAGCCGUAUCGACACAAGCAACCAAGAACCAGACGCCCAGUUCGAUACAAUUCUCAGCGUACUGCAAUUCGACGACGACCUGGUCCGAUCGCAACUCAUCAUCAACAACCAAAUCGAAAAGAUUAUUCUGAUCAACGAGCGGACGGAGGCCCAGCGAGUCAUGAUUGACAAUACGCCCCCGCGUAAUGUGUCUGCGUGCAUCUGCUUUCACGAUGGAAGAGGAAAGCGAGGUCAUGGAUUGCGCCUAACGAACCGGGGCGGAUCCAUUGGCACAAGCCCAAUCCAGCCUGGAACCCAGCGUCCCAGGAUGCAGACAGACUCCGCACGCCAGAUUGACUUGCAAAAGGAGAACUUGAGGCAACUGGGUGUGGAACUUCGAGAAAUCAUGGGUGAGGACCGCCAGGCGAGCCAGGCGCUUCAGCGACAUAGGUCUGAGCUUGAUACGCAUCGCAAAAGCAUAAAGGAACUAGAAAACAGGCUUCGCCGGACACAAGCUGAAGUGGAACGUGUCUCCAUGGAGCUCGAUGCAUUCGAGGGUGCCGAUGACCGUCUCGUUGUCCUACGAGCGGAGCUUGAGGCUAAACAUUCUGAGGAGGAUCAAAUUGGUAAUCAGUAUGGCGCCAUGAGGCUGGCAAAGCGGGAUCUCAAUACGAAGUCUGAGGAUGCCAAGCGGAGGUUGGAUACCGAGAGGGGUGAGCGAGACGAUUUCCAGGCCAAGGUUAACAAGGCAGAGGAGAAGAUUAAUAGCCACGAAUCGAUGAGGCGGCUCGCUGUUGCCAAGAAGAACGAGGCAUUCGAGCGGGUGGACAUUGAGAAGAACGAGCGACGACGCGCGGAGGAGAAACGGGACGAGAAGGCAGCCGAAGUUGAAGACUUCACUGCACAGGCUCAGGAGAUGGCCCCAGACCGUGUUCACAUUCCCGAUAAUGAGACACACAAGAGUAUCGAGAAGAAGUACGAGAAAGUCCGCGAGCAGCUGGCGCAGCGGGAGAGGCGGCUUGGGGCGACGGACCAGCAAAUAUACGACCGUGCCACCGAAACCCGAGAGAGAUAUGAAGAUGUUAUCAAGCAGACUCGAGACGUGGACGACACCAUUUCAUCUCUGAAGCGAGCCAUCGAACAACGUCUGCAUCUCUGGCGCCAGUUUCAACGACAGAUCAGCGCCCGAAUCCGCAUUCAAUUCAACUACCUUCUCAGCGAGCGUGGCUUCCGAGGCAAGAUUGACCUGGACCACCGCGCGCGCAAGGUCCAAAUCCAGAUCGAACCCGACGAGACACGCAAGAGCGCGGCCGGCAGGAACACCAAGACGCUGUCUGGUGGCGAGAAGUCUUUCUCGUCUAUCUGUAUGCUACUCUCCGUGUGGGAGGCCAUCGGAUCGCCUAUCCGGUGUCUCGAUGAGUUUGAUGUCUUCAUGGACAAUGUCAACCGAGCCAUCAGCACCAACAUGCUGGUGGAUGCCGCGCGUCGCUCCGUGUCACGUCAGUAUAUUCUUAUUACGCCCAAUGCCAUCGAAGGUCGGGCUCGGCUGGACAAGGACGUCAAGAUCAUCAGGUUGGUUGAUCCCCGCCAACGAACGCUCGCAUAA